Echinostoma caproni is the source of this 369-nucleotide messenger RNA. The record is from the annotation of a GenBank genome assembly. NCBI's taxonomy places the organism in Eukaryota, Metazoa, Platyhelminthes, Trematoda, Plagiorchiida, Echinostomatidae.
AUGAUAUCAGACGUACCGUUUUAUGCAGCCAUUUCGGGUUCCUUCGCGGAGAGCAAUCCGGGGAAGUGUUUCCGCGGAGAGGCAGCCAAUUACCUGUAUUUGUCCAUCGAUAUGCUAAACAGCCAACUGGUUAUUCACAAUAAAGAUCCGAUAUUGGGAAACUUAAUGUUUGAAGCUGGCGUCAUAGGGAUGGAUGAUGAAAAACUUAAUCGAGUACAACCUACUAGCCUCCUCGAGGCCAUCCAAAACGUUUUGGAUCUGCUUAUGAUUGCCAAAGACGAAAGUCGUGAUGUGGCGACCGAAUUGACACGGGUAAGUUCCGCCGUUCUAUGUGGUCUUCAGCUCAAAUUCUGCAACCGUUGUGUCUAA